This is a messenger RNA of Coregonus sp. 'balchen', 1523 nucleotides long. The record is from the annotation of a GenBank genome assembly. Lineage: Eukaryota; Metazoa; Chordata; Actinopteri; Salmoniformes; Salmonidae.
GUUGUGACUGGUGCAGAGACAGGUGGAGUGAGGAAAGAGGGUGAGGGAGAGGAUAUAGGGAGAGGGGAGAAUGAGGGAGGAGUAGAGGAAAGAAGGGGAGAGGACAAAGAGACAGAAGAGGAAGGUGAGGGAGAGAGAAAGGACAAGAGGAAGGGAUAGAGGAGAAGGAGGAGGGAGAGAGAAGAGGGAGUGGAAAGAGAGAGAGAAAGAAAGAAAGAGAGAGAAAGAGACGUGUGAGAUGAGACAGUGAAACAGUUUUCUUUUUUAUCAGUCAAUGAAAUGACUUCAGAGAGGACAGAAUGUACCAAAGAGCCUGACUGACAGUAGCUGCUUGGUAUCUGCUGAUCAGGAUGAGGAGGCAAUCUGUAGGUGGACCUUACAGGAACGAUCCAUAUCUUUUCCCUCGCACCACAGAUGUGCAUCAGACACAGUGUGUGCGUGUGUGUGUGUGUGUUUGUUUGUGUUUGUUUAUGUGUGUGCGUGUUUAGUCUGCCAAAUGAGCAUUGAUUCUCUCAACUAUCUGUCUUCCUCACAACAAUCUGUUGCAAUUAUACUGAAUGCAGGUAUCUACGCACGUGUUGCACACAGUCGCAUGCGGUUGGACACAUUUAGGAGAAAAUCAUUUUCGCAGUAUCCUCAAAACCUUCUCUUUUUGACACAACUGCUGACAGCUACAGGGACAUAAACACAAAAAAAAUGAUGCUUGGAUGCAAGUGUCCACGAUAGUAGGAUUGCCAGGUCAGUUUAGUAGUGAGCUUGUGCUAGAUGUGGCUAGUUAGCUAGCUAACCUAGCUAGUUAGCUAGCUAACCUAGCUAGCUAGCUUGCUAACCUAGUCAAUGAGGUAUGUGUGUGUGAAAGAGAUAGUAAUAUAAAUUAUAGUAAUAAAUAGUAAUAGAAAUUAUGGUAUAUACUACCCCUAAUAAUUUGGCCAGAUAACCGUGUGUGUGUGUCUGUGUGUACAGUAGGUGACAUGUCCAUGUCCAUCUAUCUAAUAACUAUAUUUAUGCUAGGUAAUGGUUUGGCUUAUCAUGUUCAUGUCUAUGAGGAACUGGAGAGGACUCAGGGACAGGUAUCAGAGAUAGAGAAGGGCAGAGAAAGAGAAGAAGAGGUCUGGGUCAGCAGCUUCAGGCCAGCGGCCUUGGCGCUUCUGCCACAUUCUUUCUUUUUUGGAUCCAUUUAUUGUGCCUAGGGCAACGAGUGGCAAUUUUACAGCCAGACCCUCUACGUCAUCCACAAGUGUGGGCGCCACCGGUGCAUCAAGACCCUCUAUGUCAUCCACAAGUGUGGUCGCCACCGGUGCAUCAAGACCCUCUAUGUCAUCUACAAGUGUGGUCGCCACCGGUGCAUCAAGACCCUCUAUGUCAUCUACAAGUGUGGUCGCCACCGGUGCAUCAAGACCCUCUAUGUCAUCUACAAGUGUGGUCGCCACCGGUGCAUCAAGACCCUCUAUGUCAUCUACAAGUGUGGGCGCCACCGGUGCAUCAAGACCCUCUAUGUCAUCUACAAGUCAUCUACAAGAUGA